AUGGUCUAUAGAGCAGUUAAAGAGGCAAGGGAAAAGAUAAUGGGCAAUGAGAGGGAUCAGUAUAAUAAUGUUAGGGAUUAUUUGUUUGAGAUUCUGAGAAGCAACUCUGGCUCCAGGGCAAAACUCUGUGUAACACCUAUACCUCAAUCCCCUUCUGUAUUUGAUAAGCUUUAUAUAGGGUUAGAGGCAUGCAAGCAGGGUUUCAAGAGUGGAUGCAGGCCUUUGAUCCACCUUGAUGGUUGUUUUCUGAAGACAUACUAUGGUGGACAACUCCUAACAGCAGUGGCCCAAGACGCGAAUAAUCAAUUCUAUGUUGUUGCUUAUGGAGUUGCAAGGUCUGAAACAAAAGAGUCUUGGAAGUGGUUUCUGACUCUACUUCAGGAGGAUCUGGGUGAUGGAUUGCUUCCUACAUUGAAAGAAGUUAUGCCAAAUGCCCAUCACCGAAACUAUGUGAUGCACAUUUGGAAAAAUUUUAUCAACCGGUUUAAGGAUUUGUAUAUUCAGGAGGUAGUGUGGGAAUGUGCAAAGUGCACUACCAUACCAAAAUUCAAAGAACAGAUGGAGAAGCUCAAAGGCAUUAAUCAGGGGGCAUGGGAAUACCUAUCUAAAUUUGAGCCAGCUACUUGGGUGAAGGCAUAUUUCUCACACAGACCAAAGGUUGACAACCUCAUAAAUAACAUGUGUGAGGUGUUCAAUGCAAAGAUUGUCAACUAUAGAAGCAAGCCUAUCCUCACAAUGUGUGAAGAAAUUAGAUGCUAUCUGAUGAGGAGGAUCGUUAAGCAUAAAGAUCUACUUGGCAAUUAUAUUGGAAAGCUCGCACUUGUUCAACAGAAGAAGAUGGAGCGUCUAAUAAGACCUAGCAAUAAAUGGCGUGCAGACUGGACUGGUGACGAAGAACGUAAGAGGUUCGAAGUAAGUCGUAAAGCUACAAAGGUGGACGUAGACCUCAUCAUGCAGACUUGCUCGUGCAACAUAUGGCAGCUCACUUGCAUGCCAUGUAUCCAUGCCAUUGCAGCAAUAAGGAAAAGGCAUGAUCAUCCAGAGGAUUAUGUGCAUCCAUGGUUAUGCAUGGAGUCCAUCCACAAGACGUAUGCUCAUUGUAUUCAUUUUGUGCCAAGUCAUGAGUUUUGGACAAGGACCGAGUAUUCAAGGCCGGAUCCUCCCAUCAUAAAGAGACCUAUAGGCAGGCCAAAAGUGCACAACAGACAGAAGGAUCCAGCUGAGCCAAUGAUGCAGCAGGGUGAAAAGCUGAAGAGGUCCUUCAAAGUUACUUGUAGUAAGUGUGGUGCAACGGGGCAUAACUACAAGACUUGCAAGGGGCUCCAUCUGACCCCAACUGGAAACCUAAGACAAAGAAGGCUAAGAAAGGUUCCACAACUAAGUCAUUGA
Arachis duranensis is the source of this 1389-nucleotide messenger RNA. RefSeq lists its product as uncharacterized. Gene Ontology annotation, molecular function: zinc ion binding. The coding region runs from base 1 to 1389 and encodes 462 amino acids. The transcript has 3 exons. The record is from RefSeq and is a predicted model, not a curated record. NCBI's taxonomy places the organism in Eukaryota, Viridiplantae, Streptophyta, Magnoliopsida, Fabales, Fabaceae.